CCGUGGCCGGGAGCCGCCAGUCCGGGACUCCCAGCUCCCCAUCCCACUCGCCGGGUUCCUUCUCAGCGCAGCCCAGCUCACCAUGGUGGACGCCUUCGUGGGCACCUGGAAGCUAGUAGACAGCAAGAAUUUCGAUGACUACCUCAAGUCUCUGGGUGUGGGCUUUGCUACCAGGCAGGUAGCGAGCAUGACCAAACCUACCACAAUCAUCGAGAAGAAUGGGGACAUUAUCACCAUAAAAACACACAGCACCUUCAAGAACCUGGAAGUCAGCUUUCAGCUGGGGGUGGAGUUUGAUGAGACCACUGCCGACGACAGGAAGGUCAAGUCCAUUGUGACGCUGGAUGGAGGCAAACUUAUCCACGUGCAGAAGUGGGAUGGGCAAGAGACGACGCUUGUACGGGAGCUAAGUGACGGAAAACUCAUCCUGACACUCACCCAUGGCAGUGCAGUGAGCGUUCGAACCUACGAGAAGGAGGCAUGACCUGCCCACGCCAUCAUGGACUGCCCCUCUGCCAACUGGCUACCCACUGACUCAGCACCGCAUUGCCUCAUUUUUUUUUCCCUCUGGCAUUUUGUAUAAAUCCACUUUGGUUGGGGAAUUCUUUGGGUCAGUGGCACCAGCCUAGAUCCAGUUCCUCUUCCUACUGUGUAUAUGAUUUUUUUGUUUUCUAAAUGAUAUCCAAAGGGUACACUGAAGUCAAUAAAGCAGAGCGAAGGCCA
This is a messenger RNA of Perognathus longimembris pacificus (Pacific pocket mouse), 723 nucleotides long. It is a transcript of the gene Fabp3, whose product is annotated as fatty acid binding protein 3. NCBI's taxonomy places the organism in Eukaryota, Metazoa, Chordata, Mammalia, Rodentia, Heteromyidae. The record is from RefSeq and is a predicted model, not a curated record. Bases 83 to 484 code for a protein of 133 amino acids. Gene Ontology annotation, cellular component: cytosol; nucleus. Gene Ontology annotation, molecular function: fatty acid binding. Gene Ontology annotation, biological process: fatty acid transport. The transcript has 4 exons.